AUGUUCGACCAGCUGGUGCUUGGGGCUGUUUUUGCCAGCCUCAGCAGCAUUGGUCUCUGGCAUUCUAUUCCGUUGACCGGAAUCAGUCCUUCCAACUCUUUCUUCUGGCGGGGCCUCAACUCCCUCGAAAUUGCCUACUCCAUUCACGCAUUGCGCCAAGUUCAUCCUUUCGUCUUCCCCAAUGACGAUGCAAUCUCAGAGCACGACCUUCUCCUACAACUUUCAGUCGAUGCCCGACAGUACGAAAAUGCCAGGCUGGCCCUGCAACAAUCGGCUGAAGCCGUAUCACUGCAAAUCAACAUCCCAGGAGUCACAGUGACAACGCUAGGCCCGAGUGAUACGGCAAUACCAACCUCGGUCUAUUUGAACGACGGCUCGGCAUCUCAGCGCACCUACGAGGAACUGCAGCAGUUCAUCGCAGCCCAGGAUAGCUCGGUGUACUACAUCGUCAUGGCUGUUCUCGUUCUGGCUAUUCUCACAAUACAGGUAAUGGGCUUUGGGAUGUUGUAUAACGUCAAGAGUCAAGUCGAGGACAUGCAAUACGACUACUUUGACCGAAUGGGCGGCGUCCAAGAGCAGUUCCACACCUUGAUGAUAGAGAUCCGCGAAUUCCGGAGAGAAAAUGGACAAGUACGACAUGUUUUCGUCCAGCUAGCGGAGUCCAUCAGAGACUCCUCGGCCGAUGUCCAGCAUUGUUUGUUGCAUCUUGUUGGCGUCAUGGAAGACAAGUACACGUCUGGGUUGAUCACUAUGGAGUCCAAGCUGGACGAGGUCAGUCAGCAACACCAAACACUGAUGAGAAAUACUGAAAGUUUCCCUCAGAUCCCAAGACAGUUGGCUUGGCUCAACAUACUAAUGGCGAAGAACUUGUCCGAAGACCUGCCCGACCCGGGAGUGCAUCUCGAGCAGCCCAAUUUGGAUUUACGCAAGAGCAAGAGCUCUAGCACCAACGGAGCUUCCACUUCCAAGGGAGCUAUGGGUCUGAAGAAUGGAAAAGGAGGUGUAGGUCAGUACAAUGGUCAGGGAUUGACCUAG
Penicillium mononematosum is the source of this 1035-nucleotide messenger RNA. RefSeq lists its product as uncharacterized. The transcript has a single exon. The coding region runs from base 1 to 1035 and encodes 344 amino acids. The record is from RefSeq and is a predicted model, not a curated record. Lineage: Eukaryota; Fungi; Ascomycota; Eurotiomycetes; Eurotiales; Aspergillaceae.